This is a messenger RNA of Drosophila rhopaloa, 289 nucleotides long. RefSeq lists its product as uncharacterized. The record is from RefSeq and is a predicted model, not a curated record. Bases 7 to 282 code for a protein of 91 amino acids. NCBI's taxonomy places the organism in Eukaryota, Metazoa, Arthropoda, Insecta, Diptera, Drosophilidae. The transcript has a single exon.
UCCAAAAUGGUAUCUUUAAAGUACAUCUUGCUGCUCCUUGCCGUGUUUUAUUUCCUGGAUGAUGCUGCGGCGGUCACCUGUGAUGUGGCACCCACGGAUGCCUCCUGCAUCGACUGUCGAGUGUAUCCCACCCAUAUUGAGUGCCUGCAGAGGAUCCAUUGGGCUCAAACAACAACUGCUGCCCCGAUAACAACGGUCACCACCAAAAGAUCACGCAUCGGCAGAAUUCGCAACUUCUUUAGCACUUUCAUCACACGAAUGAGAAGUAAAAGUUGGUUUUAAAUAUACA